AUGUGUGCAGAAGGUCUCAGUUUUGCUUUGCAAAGUAUGGAGGGUUGGGGAGGAUUUUUAGGAUUGCCUAUUACUCAUGGGGGUAUGCGGAUAAAUCACAUUUUCUUUGCAGACGAUAGCCUUUUGUUCUGCAAAGCAAAAGAAGCUGAGCUAAGAAGCUUGCAAAAUGUUUUGGAGGACUAUGAGAGAGCGUCGGGUCAGAAGCUAAAUAAGGAGAAGACCUCCAUUUUCUUUAGCCGUAAUACUUCGACAGGGGAUCGAGAAUUAAUUUCACAUAUUGUUGGGGUUCCGAUUACACAGAGAUAUGAAACUUAUCUGGGCUUGCCUGCACUUAUAGGCAAAUCACGACUGCGAGCUUUUGAAGGGUUAAAAGGUCGAGUCUUGGAUAAGGUUCAUGGCUGGAAGGAGAAGUUUCUUUCCCAAGUGGGUAAGGAGGUUCUCCUUAAAGCCGUGGUACAAGUAAUCCCGACAUACACCAUGAGUGUUUUCCAACUGCCGAAGUUUUUGUGCCGGGAGAUAAAUUCCAUGAUGUGA
Corylus avellana is the source of this 534-nucleotide messenger RNA. The record is from RefSeq and is a predicted model, not a curated record. NCBI's taxonomy places the organism in Eukaryota, Viridiplantae, Streptophyta, Magnoliopsida, Fagales, Betulaceae.